UCUUAAACAUUCAACGAUUGGGGGAAAAUAUGGAUAAGUAGGUUCUCUAUAUAUCUCCAUGAAUGGAUUGAUGGAUGCCUCUCGCAAAACCUAUCCGAUGGAAGAGCCUAAUGUCGUUCGAUACCCGAUCAUUCAUCUCCAUGAUUACGAACCCAAAUUCCUUACUCCCAAGGUUUCUGAAGAUGUAAAUGAUCACAACGAAAUCAACGAUAUAGGAGAAAAUUCUGACCUUUCUAAAGAAGAAAAUUCGGUUCUUGAAGUGGAAAAAACAGAUACUAAUAAAGAUCAGUUUUUCUAUUACGACCCACCCUUAACCGAAGACACUGGAGUUUGGAUUCCUGUUUCCAUUCCACCAAUGUCAGAAUCACAAAGAGAAGAAUGGAAUCGAGGUCUGGGAAUCAAUCCAAACCAAUUCGACAACAACAUGGAAUGGGAUGAUUUUGUCAACGAAGACAAGGAAUUAACACUAUGGGAUGUCGUUCUUGAUAUGUUACUUGCAGCUCAAGGCAAAGUGAGAUCAAUCACUUCAGGCGAUACAUAUGCUUAUCAAAUUUCAUGGUUAUCAGAUCAACUUCUAGAACGUACAUGGAAAGAAGUUUCUAAUAAUCUUACAGAAGUCAAUGCUGAUACAAUUAAGGAGCUUCUAGAAGCCGAGCCACCAAAAUGGCUGGCUGAUAGUGCAGCUUCUUAUUGUAUGCUUUGUAACGUGAGAUUCCACCCUAUAAUGUGCUCAAGGCAUCAUUGUAGAUUCUGUGGGGGUGUGUUUUGUAACGAGUGUUCAAAAGGAAGGAGUUUAUUGCCUGAAAAGUUUCGUAAAGGGGACCCACAAAGAGUUUGUGAUGUGUGUUGUGUGAGGCUUCAGUGUGUGCAAGUGUACUUAAUGGACCGAGUUAGCCGUGCAGUACAGGUGGCGACACGUGAUUUGACGGAUCUUAGUACUUUGAGAUCUUGGCUUAAUUUCCCCUGGGGGCAAAGUAUGGAACAAGAAAUUUAUAAAGCUGCAAAUACGAUUCGAGGUUACUUUAAGGUUGGAUCUUUGACACCUGAAAAAUCAAUACCGGAUUCUAUUUUAAAACAAGCGAAAGGGCUUGCGAUUAUUACGGUUGCAAAAGUUGGAAUGAUGGUGACUUACAAUGUGGGUACGGGUUUAGUUAUUGCCCGUAGAGAAGACGGAUCUUGGUCUCCACCAUCUGCUAUUUCUUCAUUUGGUAUGGGUUGGGGAGCUCAGGUUGGAGGGGAGUUUACUGAUUUUAUAAUUGUGCUAAGGAAUUGUGAUGCGGUCAGGACAUUUGGUGGAAACGCACAUUUAUCGGUUGGGGCAGGUGCAAGUGCAGCUGCUGGUGUUAUUGGACGGGCAGCUGAAGCUGGUUUUCGGGCAGGUGAUGGUGGAUAUGCUGCUUGCUAUACUUACAGUUGUAGUAAAGGUGCUUUUGUUGGGUGUUCAUUUGAAGGAAGCAUGGUGACAACACGUGUGCAAGAAAAUUGCAAAUUUUAUGGAAACCCAUCAAUAAAAUCAUCCGAUAUUCUUCUUGGGACAUUACCUCGACCUCCUGCGGCUGCGAUCCUCUACAAUGCGCUCUCGGAGUUGUAUAUGAAAGUAAAUAAAUAAUUUUUAUUUCUUUAAAAAAAUUGGCAUUCUUUGUUUUGUUCUUGACAAAGUCUUGCUUGUAUAGCAAAAGAACCAUUUGGGGGUAUUAGAUUCAUUUGGAUUAUUUGUGAAUGCAUUUGAAACCGAUUGAUUUGUUUGUUUAUAUGCAAAACUAUUGAUUUAUAAGAUGGUG
Molecule: messenger RNA, 1781 nt
Organism: Lactuca virosa
Lineage: Eukaryota; Viridiplantae; Streptophyta; Magnoliopsida; Asterales; Asteraceae
Source: the annotation of a GenBank genome assembly